This is a messenger RNA of Triticum turgidum subsp. durum (durum wheat), 747 nucleotides long. Lineage: Eukaryota; Viridiplantae; Streptophyta; Magnoliopsida; Poales; Poaceae. The record is from the annotation of a GenBank genome assembly.
AUGGUCUCCGUCGUCGGUUUCGGAGGAUUGGGCAAGACAACUCUUGCAAAUGCGAUGUAUCAGAAGCUUAAAGGGGAUUUUGAUUGUGGAGCUUUUGUCUCGGUGUCUUUUACUCCUAAUAUUGAGAAGAUCUUGAAGAGCUUACUCCAUCAACUUGACAAGAACUGGUAUCAUAAUAUCAACGAGUCAAACUGGGGAGAAGCAGAACUCAUUACUGAAAUCAGAGAAUACCUUCCGAACAAGAGGUACAUCAUUGUUAUAGACGACAUAUGGGAUAAAUCAGCCUGGAAAAAUAUUAGAUGUGCUUUGAUUGAGAAUGAGUGUGGAAGUAGAGUAAUCACCACAACCCGCAUUCUAGAUGUUGCCAAAGAAGAUGGUGAUGUUUAUGAGAUGAAACCUCUUUCUAUUAUGGACUCAAAAAUAUUAUUCUACCAAAUAAUAUUUGGAAAGGAAUAUGAAAGCCCUCAUAAACAAUUGAUCGAAGUAUCAGAGAAAAUUUUAAUGAAAUGUGGUGGAGUACCAUUAGCUAUCAUUACGAUAUCCAGCUUGUUGGCAGAAAGACAUGACAGUGCACACUGGUCCAAAGUGUACCAGUCAAUGGGCACCGGGCUGGAAAAUAAUCCAGAUGUGAAUGGCAUGAGAAGGAUAUUAUAUGUUAGCUACUAUGAUCUGCCUGCUCCUCUCAAGAUUUGCUUAUUAUAUCUAAGUUUGUAUCCAGAGGAUUGCAUAUUCAGAGAAAAUAUUUAA